CCGGGAUGGGUUCAGCUGGCCCGGAUUCAUCAACCUCAACCCGAAAGAAUUCACCCUGCAUCUGUGUGUUUGGUGAGUCUUCUGAACGAUACAGAUGAGUAGCAGUAACAAUCCACUGAUGUCGCCUCCUGCGAGGUCUUCGAUAUCUACGACGGCAAUUUUCGGUGCAAGCGUUCCGGUUGUGGCGUCUCUUGCUGUUGACGACUACCACUUCCCCGCCGAUCUUAUAUCUGUUCAAGACCGAAAGGACGAGGCUCUACGAGUUCUCAAAUCUGACGUCGUGGCUGCACUUAAUAAAGUGGUUAAAUCCCUGGACGAAGAUAGCUGGAUGUUUGAUGGGCCUCGAUCUCAUAUAAACCUAAUUUCAAGGCCAGAUUUGAGGGCAAUAUUUUCUACUGAUACACCUUGAUGGCCUGAUGGGUCGAUUUUCGACAGGUAGUUUUCUUCAGAAGCUUGUGGAAAUGGCACAAUAGCACACUUUGGCACCAUCAAAAUGAUGGAAAAGAGCCUUCUUCUUUUUUGCUCAAAACUGGUGUUCUACAACUCUUUAACAAACACAGUUCUAACUUUCUUCUUCCCCUUGCCCCACCCCUAAACAAUCAUAAGCGCCGACCUACAAAGAAGUCCACCAACUUUUUUCACCAGAUUGUUAAAGAUAUUUGGAAUAAGGUGAGGGUACCGUACCUAUAACAUGUAUGAUUAGUCCACAUCAUUAAUUCAUCAUUUAUUUAUAUUUUAAUUGUUUAA
Molecule: messenger RNA, 747 nt
Organism: Cuscuta europaea
Lineage: Eukaryota; Viridiplantae; Streptophyta; Magnoliopsida; Solanales; Convolvulaceae
Source: the annotation of a GenBank genome assembly